Molecule: messenger RNA, 6279 nt
Organism: Aureobasidium melanogenum CBS 110374
Lineage: Eukaryota; Fungi; Ascomycota; Dothideomycetes; Dothideales; Saccotheciaceae
Exons: 2
Coding region: 1-6279 (2092 amino acids)
Biological process (GO): transcription initiation at RNA polymerase III promoter; 5S class rRNA transcription by RNA polymerase III
Cellular component (GO): transcription factor TFIIIC complex
Molecular function (GO): DNA binding
Source: RefSeq, a predicted model, not a curated record
AUGGCUACUGGCUCGGAUGUUCUAUUGGAGCAUCUGCUGUUCCAAGUCGCUCUGACUGGUGAUAUCGGAUUGACCAUCACAGCACUCAGCGCAGCUUUUGUCGAAUUCAACAACAAUAAUGCUGUAGAAGAGGACGCCACCAAAGAUGAAGAUAACACAGACGACGGAGAUCUUCUCUUCUCGCUAAAACCACCUGGUGCCAAUUCGACUGCAAAUUCACAAGCUUCGGAUCCUCAACAUCUCGAAAAACUUUGGACUUGGCUUGUCGACCAUCCUGAUGUUACCGUCACUCAGAAUGCAGCUGCUGCGGAUGAUCCAUAUGGACGUUCUACUGAGAUUGACCCCUCCAACCCACUUGCUCCUGUCUUUGCUGCCCACGCCAAGGAGAGACUAUACACCACUGAGCAACGCAUCUGGCACGCUCUUACUGAACAUGAUGUUGAUUGGAAGCGCAUUCCGAAACUUGAGUUUCACUGUCUUCAAGUCAUUGCUGCCGCCGGUCGUGAAGGUGUUCUACAACCAGACGUCACCAGAAUCACAGGUCAAGACAAACGCUCAGUUCCGAAACGUACCGAUUCACUUGCCACUAAGGGCUACAUCACCAAGGAAAUGUGCUUGGGUGGCGGCAUCAAGACCAGUCUGCUUCGGCUCAAGAAGUUGGUGCUUGAGCCUACUUCGACGUUCUACACCAUCAAGGCAAAGGCUGGUAAAGGCGAGGGCAGUACCCGUCGUAUGAUCAACUAUGAGCAAUGGUUCAGUGAAGUCAUGACCACUCUGAAGAAGCAUGAUGGCCUCAUUGCCUAUGAAGACUUGCGCAAAGAGAUGGGCAUCCAUGGAUCGCGAUGGGAGACCAGAGCUCUUCACCGAUGCAUCAAAAGACUGGAAAAAGCCGGCUGUGUUCAGAGACUUCGCGCUCGUCUCGAAGGUGCACGCCCUAGACAGGCGAAGAAGCAAGCCGAAGGAGUCACCCCGGCUUUUGAUCAUCGCUAUGAGAUCGACCCUGAAGCCCCCACCGAAAAAGUCGAUGCCGAAAAGACAGAACACGACCCGGAGAACGUGUUCUGGGUCAGGUGCAUCAAGUUGAUGCGUGAGCCUGUCGAAAAAGAUCUGGAGGCUUUCACGUCUACGAUCAAGUCCGGUAAAGUUGGCAAAGCUGCUGAGGAUCAGGAGUCCGAUGCAGAAGCCGAUGCUGAUGAAGAUGACGACUAUGUCGAAAUUGAUGCUGCAGCCUUGGACGGGCUGGGAAAGAUGACCGAACUCACUAGGCGUGUACCUCCACAAUGGCGACCGGACAUGCACCACACUCAAUUUUUCUUCCAGAUCAUCGCAAGCGCCGGAACAAAAGGAUUGAGUACCAUGGACCUUGCCAACUUCGGACUUGGUCCUUUCUGGCGUCGCCCACUUGAUGAAAUCAUGGGCAGGCUCACAGAUGUCUGGACUGUAUCACAACCUCUUCAUCUUCGACAUCUCGCUAUUAUCCGAGACACCUCCCAGCUACACAGAAUCUCGCACUAUGUCUUCCGAAGCUACCAUAACUUUCAAAAGAUGGUAGACAACGGUGAGGCUAAUUGGGAAGCAAUCGACGUCAAACCGGCAGAGAUACAGAGAAAGCCUGAUCUGGAUGAGUGGGGCUUUCCAAAAGUCAAGCCAUCUACUAUGGUCGGUCACGAUGGUACGCACAACAUGGCUGCCUGCAAGAACGUUCUUGUCAGAUCAAAGUCAAAACCGAAAAGACCUCUGUGGGAAAAGAAGGCAUUCAAGACCGUGGAUCCAUUGUCAAGCAUGAACGCUCUAAAGACACCAAGAAAGAGAGCCGCUCUUGCUGAGGUGCCCUCUGCAGCUGCACAGCCAGCCGAAUCAGUCGAAGACAGAGAUGAAGCCACUCCUGCUACUGCACGCUCAUCAACGACUAAGAAGAAGGUGUACAAGGUCAUGUUUAAGAUGAAUCCAAAGCGUGUUGAGGCAGAGCUCAAGGAGUGGAAAGUCAGAUCGCACAAGCUUGCUGUCUCGAAGGCCAAAACAGAGCUUGGACUGGAUGUCAAGAACGAUAUGUCAAAACCGAAAAGGCAACGCAAAUCGACUAAAGUCGAGCAGGCUGAUGCUGAAAUUCCUGGUCAAAACCUUCCUCCGCCCUCAGAAUUGCUGCCUGCUGCAUCUGUCGGUGAGCUCAUGUCACAAGCAUCUGAAGGAGCGACAGAACAGCUCGGCCAGCAACGCGAUCAAGAUGGCGCUGCAGGAGUGCAACGAAUGCCCGAUCAAUCUGAUUUGCUAACUUCCGAAUCGUCCAAACUUGUUCCCACUGAGAACACGCCCACCAACUUGGAGCUCGACAAACGUGUGGCUGAACUCGAACUUGAGAUCUUGAACAUGGCCAAACCUGGCAUAUACAUCAAUCCUCCAGGCUCUGGUCAGUUGAAGAAUGAUGUUGUUCAACCAAAGGGACGUCCUUCAAGAUACCUCAUUGGAGUUUUCAAGUCUGAGAAAUUGAAAUCUCUUCCUUGGUUCACCGAGGAGGACUCUGAUCGCCUCUCAUCACAGGCUGCAACGCCUGAACCAAACCUUGAUACUUCACAGCCUGCCACAACUACUUCCGUAUCUGUUACCAGACACAGUGAGUCAGCUCAGGUAGCCGAGACACCUCAAUGGACCACUUUGAACUCAACGACUCCAGUUUCAACAGAGUCUCCUAUGCCUGCAGAGCUCGGAAAGCCUAAGGAAGAGAUCAUCAUCAAGCGAGGCAGGAGAAUUCAGGUUCAGAGACAGGGCAAGCGGAAAGCCUAUGAGCCGUUACGACAAAAAGUCGCAAAAAAGCUUGCUGUCGAACAGGCCGCCGAUGAUGGCAAGUGGAGGCCCUUGACUGAACUCGAGGCUUACAACUCACAACUGAAUGAGUCACCUCCAGGCACACCUUCAUCAUCAAGGAGAGCAGUGUCUAUCCCGGAGACACCGUCUUCUGUCGUGUCACAGUUGUCCUUCGAUACUCCUGGAUCUGUUGCCGACUCGCUCGAUAUCUCUCCCGAGGACAUUACUGCAGUAGACUUGCUUCUUCAAAGAGCUGACAGUCUGCCCUACGAGCCAGAAGAAGGAUCCGAAGCUGCAACAGAGGAGCGCCGAGCCUCAACUGGCGCUGCGGACAGUGAUGUGCAAAUGGAAGAUGCAGAUGCAGCCGAGAAUGGCGAGCAGGAGACGUCUGCAUCAGCGACACCAACACAAUCAGCUGCACAAGAACCUGAAGCCUCACAAGUAGAGCCUGUUGAGCCUAAGCAAGCGCAAUCCACUCAUGUCACAGACUCACACAAGAUUCUGGAGCCGUUUUUCAGAAGAGCUUCGAGACGCCCCGAUGCACCAGCUCCUUCUACCGAAGAGGUGACUGAGAAGACAGGUUCACCAAGCACACCUGCUCCGUACAAUCCAUUCGCCAAAACAGAACUCAAGACAGCCGCUACGGCAGCUCGCUUUGCCUCUCGCGCCAAAGCUCCUCAGAAAGUUGGCGUGGGUCGCUCUGGUGGUAUUGUUAGCUACAACCGCAACAGAGUGCUCAUGGAGAUUGUACAUCAGAACGGCGGCAUGUUCGGUGGCGAUAGAGAACUUUACUAUCCUUUCGUUACUGUCUGGGAUAGAGAAUUUCAACGUCGACCUGAUCGCCAUACACUGGACAGAGUCCUUGCUGGUCUGAUCGAAGAGGGCAAACUGAAGAGAGAACCUUUUUCGUUCUCGGCGUCUGAUGGAAAGAUUUUUACCAAAACACUAGUGAUGGAGCCACACAUCGAUCCAGAAUGUCCAGAGGCACAGGCACUGAAGCAAAAGAUCAUCGAGUACCAUCCCAUGACCUAUGUCCCUGAGGGUAUUGAAGUGCUCCCUGAGCUUCGUCUUCGUAUCGAACACGAUUUGAGAGGUGGCAAGGGCAUCCCAGAUGUUCACAAUCCCAACAGCUCUUUCAUCUAUGAUCCUACUGCUGUCGUCACUCGCAUUCAAGGUCCACAAAAGGUUCAGCUCGGCAUGACAGAAGCCAGAAUGAAGAAGGGUGUGACAGCCAGAAGACAUAGACGUGAAGAAGAAGAGAGGCGUCAACAACGAUACAUACAAGCACAGAUGGAAGAAGAUAUCGACAAUGCUGUGGCUGCUCUAACAACAGACUUCCAACUCGACUCUUACCAACACGAUCCGUCCAGAGCGAUUGUCGACAGAGGUCCGCGUGGUCGUGGAAGACUUGCCAAAUUGCAACGCUGGGGACCAGAAGAGCAGAUCAUUCCUAGACGUGCUCUUGGUUUGCUCACAACUACUGGAAGAGAUGAUCAACUUGAAGCUGAACAGAACAGCCGUGAUGCAGUUGCAGCUGCCGACUUUGGUGUGUUGAAACCUCAAUUGAUCCCCACAAUACCCUCGAGAGAAGUGCCUGCUGCGCCAAAGGUUCGCUUCGAUGUUCCUCAUGAACCUUCACUCGUACAGAUGUUGCAGCAGAAGCAAGCAGGCACAUUUAGCGUUAUUGACGCUUUGUCUAUGACUUCUCCUUACCAAAGAUUCCAUCGUCAAUCAGGCACUUUCUCGACUGAUCCUGUUGUCAUCACCACGUCCAGCUCACACUCACAAUAUGGCUUUGUUGGUCAGCAGAUGCAAAUUCCGAGGUCUCUUGCAGACAUCUUUAAGCAAGCUGGAGAGGAGGCUUCUUUGCUCGAAUUGCCUACAGAAAGUCCACAUGUUGGAUAUGAGAUACCACGAUUUGCGGCUGUCGGAGUCACCAGACUUCCUAGAUUGCACUCUGCACGACCUCGUCCCGCACCUAGACCUCAACCUGAAUACAGAUCUUAUGGUGCCAAGGCAGUCUUGCCACGUUCGAGCAGAACUGGUAUCUUCUCCAUGUCUGAAAAGGAGGAACAGCGCCUUAUCUAUGCUGUCGUGGUUGUCAAGACUCUUACUGGAGGUCUGGAGCAAAUUGUCAACUGGGGCCUUGUUCAUCAAGUCUUCCACUACAAAUUCGAUCCCAACUAUUGUCGUCAUCGCUGGGUGUUCCUUAGACCAAAGCUUGGUGGUACAGCAGACAAGUUGCAAGUCGAAUUCCAGAAGUUGUUCCUCGAGGCUUAUGAAAGUGGCGAGAUCCCUGGCAUCGACUUUGUGGAACCAGAAAAGUAUGAUUGGCUGGGAAUUGUAGAAUGGGCCGAAAGAAGACUCUCUCAGACCAACCCUCUGAACGGACUGCCGGAGCUGCCCAAGAACCGACAGACCCUCGACAAGCGCUUCGACGUCAGACAUGCUACCGAGGUGUAUAACAUUCCUCGAGAAGACUUUUGGGUUGCCAACGUCACACAUCUGCGCAGAGAAGAGCUGGCGAACAGUUGGACCUUUGCUCGUCCGCUUGCUGGUGCCACCGAGCCUGUGCAAGAUGAUGAUGAUCUCAUGCUCGCUCUGUCGUGGGUCCGCGCUAAUGUCAUCACUCCUGAUCCGGUCUAUGACAGCAACAAGGCACACGAGAAGCUCAUUCAAAUCGAGCAACUCCUUCCGCAAGCACUCGACCAUCUGCUAGGAGCCAAGAUUAUUCGUAUGGAGAAUAAGGGCCGUCAGAUUCCUGGGCGCAACUACGAUGUUUCCGAUUCCGUCUUGACGAUGUUCAAGCGUCAAUGGGAUGUUCGUUAUCUCAAAAAGACUGCGGCGUUCAAGAAGACUAUUGAUGAAGCGUUCGCCAAUGAUGGUAAAUUCACUAUCAGUUACCAAGCUACUGAUGCUGAGAUGACUGCUAUGACGAACUUGGUUGCUGCCGGUCGUGCCAAGGUUGUGCCUCUUUUGCCAGAGGUGAAUCAUACUAUGGGUGCUCCUUACCCUCGUCUCACCAAAUGGGGUUUCACAGAAGGUAACUACAAGACUGUACACAUGGACAAGUCGCGCCUGCACUUUUUGCUCGAACUGCAUCCCACAGACACGUAUAUCCAUGGUGUACCAAUCGCGCCCAUCCCAUCGCCUCCCUUGUCCAAACAGUUCCCAGGCGAACUUGGUCCACGUCUACCCAUCUGGACUGACAUCCACGGCAACAUCAUCAAAGACUACUGGCAGAUGACUGUCAUGGCUACCCUCUGGCUCUUGGCCUUCCGUCCUGGCCUCAAGAUUCAAGAAAUCUGCAAGGGUGCUUACAAAGGCAAGCUUUGGGACUGGGAGAUGGAGAUGUUCUUGGCUUGGGCUGAGAAUGCUGGUCUUGCCAAGAGGUUGAGCUAUGGAGGUGAUGAUGGCCCUGAAGCUGAUGGCUGGGUUGUACAAGAGUGGUGGUGGUUGGCGUUUGCUACUGAGUGA